Messenger RNA from Paramecium octaurelia, 10525 nucleotides. Lineage: Eukaryota; Ciliophora; Oligohymenophorea; Peniculida; Parameciidae. The record is from the annotation of a GenBank genome assembly.
AUGAGUUAAAUUUAUGAUCUUAUAUUUAACUUUUGGUGGUAAUGGGAAUAAAAGGCAAUCUCGCUUAUUACAACAAAAUAUAAUUAAUUCAUUUAUUUUAUGGAGGAAGAAUAAUAAAUCUUGAAAUAUGGAGAUAAUAUUAUUCUUAGAUGCAUGGUGGAUAAUAAGAUCUAUUAUUUGCUCGCAAGAAACGAACAGUACCUCAUGGAAACAAAGCUUUAAUUAGGUAAUUCUUGCACAUUUAACAUGUACAAUUUCCCUUAACACAUGGUGUUCACAGUAUUCCCCAAACUUUUAUACGAAGCUCAAAAAAAAUACAAUUCAGACAAGUCCAUUGGAGCCUCCUUUGAUGUUUAGAAACAACUUCUGUACACGAGAAUGGAAACCGAGAAAAAAUAUAAUCAAAAUCUGUUGAAACAAACCAGAGGGUAAAAAAUAAUGUACGGAGACACAAUAAUGCUCUAUUAACCAUUGAGUUAAGUCUUUUUACUAAGAGCAGAGAACAAUAAUUCAAAUUCAAAUAUCGGAACAAUUUUGAGUUCUUCAAUGUACUUCACAGUUCAACCUGAUCCCUUGGCGUUAGACAUUAAAUAGGGAUGUCCAGUACACUCUUUCGACCAAUUCCUUCUAGUUCAAAGUGACACAAUUUUAAAAUUUGACACCUUACAAGAAAUUUACCGCCUGCCUGAAGUAGUGAAAUCUUAGAAUCUUGAUCACAAUAACGAAUUUCUAACUAUCCCAGCCAUGAUUGAGAAUCAAUACUAAUUCAAGUUUUACAAGGCUCAAUACAAGCAAUUCACAACCGAUUCAAAAGAGUCCAUCAGCCACAACACCCUUCAAGCAAUUGUGUUGAAAUAAGACAAAGACAAAAAUCAUUUGUUCUUUGGUUAGUAUGUACGCAUCGUCCACAUGCAAUAGAAGAUAAAGAAAGAAAGAUAGGAAUCAAGGAAAAGAUCAAUCAAGGUUGAGGAAGCAUAAGAAAACCAAAUUAAUAAAGGUUACUUGACAUCAUCGAUUAAUGCAGUUGGAUGCUACCCGUCAGUUUAUCUAUAGAUUAAUGACAUCUAGAAUUCUGAUUCAAUAGAGAGGGCAGCCUCAAUCUUCUAGAUCUUGCCAGAAAAUGACCAAAAGUAUAGUGAUGAAAUUUAAUUCUCUGUUGGAAAUAAGCCCAAUUUGGUAGGCUACACUACUUUCUUGCUUCGACACAUGUUAACAGGGGAAUUCUUAAGAGUCAAUCCUUUCGAUAAUAAGCUGCAAUUAUCAAAAGAUGUUAUCUAUAAGUAUCGAUAAAUCAAUACUACGUCAUCAAAAAAACUAGAGACUAGUAAAUAAAAUGAACCAAAGUCUACUGUGUAAAAGAAUCUGCCAGGUAUCAAAUUAUAUAGAAAUCUAAUUACUCAAUCAAAUAACGUCAAUUAAAAUAAUUUUAAUAAUAUUCAAACCCAAUAGGACGAACGUAUUGCAACUCAAUACUAAUAAACUCAAGGAAAUAUGGAAGAACCUGAAUCAGGAUCAUGUUUGUCUGAUCAUCAAUUGCUAUUUGUAACUAAGCUGGGCAAUAAUCCUAUAUUCUAUAAAGAUUAGUUGCCAUUUACAAAUGAUACAACAUUUAAUAUUGCAACGAGAGAUGGAAAAUGUCCAAUUGAAGUCGACAAUUAGGAAGAGGGUGGGUAUUAAGUUAAAUUAAUUACAAAGUUAGGGAUGUUUAAUCAAUAUGGAGAGGAUAAUUUAGAGUAAACUUUGUAUAGAUAAUAGCACGAUGAAUGGAUUACUUUGAUCCCUGAUUUAGAUUCAUUCGUAAAAAAGAAUAAAUAUCAAUUAUCAUCAUAAGAAAAGGAAGUUCUUGAGUUUAUCGAAAGUGAAAAGAAGAGUCAAGCCAAAAACAAAGUUGAUAUGAGACAUUAUAAAUCUGAUGAUGAAACCUUCAAACCUACUUUUAUUAAUUUGAAUCCUCUCAAUACUAAAUAUUUGGAUGUAUUAGCCAAUGAGGAAUUUUCAGGUUCCAAUUUUAAAUUUGAAGUUGUAGACUAAAGUGAAAUAGAGGAAUUGAGUGAAGUCUUAGAUUUAAUGUUCCCACUCACAGUUUUAGCUAAAAACUCAAUCCAACUAUCCACCUUAAAAUUCAAAUUCAGCAAUCUUAAAUUCAAAGACUCCAAAGAAUCCAAAGAUCUUGCUUCCCAAUUCCUCAGGUGCCAAGCCUAAACCGUGUAAAAUGUCAAUCAAGCAGUCAAGUCACUGUUCAAGAUCAUGUUAUGGUUAACCGCCUCUCAAGAAGCCUUAGCCUAAGAAAACUUAAUCUCUGAACCUUUGGCAAGAAGGCAAUGUAUAGCCAGAGAAAUUGGUUGCAUAGACUAUGUCAAUAAGAUAAUCUACGAAUUAAAUAUCAAUGGGUUAUUAUACGAAGAUAAAGAUUCUAUCAAGUAGGAUGAGGAAAUGUUUCAAUAGGAUAUCAAUCAACUAAUUGAUUUACUUUCCUCGUUUUUGUAAUUGGUUUGUAAGAAUUCAAAUGAUAACUCCUUAUAUGUCGUAUAAUGGUAUUGUCUUUAUAAGCACAUACUUCUGAAAGGAUAAGUAAAUGAUUUGAUGAGAUUAGACAUCUUGAUUACUUAAUUGUUCUAGUAGUCUGACGUUAUGGUUUCGUUUGAAUUUGAAGUAACUCAAUUAUCUAAGGAAACCAAAUAUACAAACUACAACAAACAUGCCUUUAAUUUAUUAAUUGCCUUCUGUCUUUUCACUGAGUUCAGAAAAAAGGAGGGCAUCGAAGGAAUAAUUGAUCAUAUCUUCAAGCAAAAUAAGGAUUCCAUAUUUGCCCAACUCAUAUUUGACGGCAAUAUUCAAUCGAUUUUGAGGGAAAAGAUCUAGGAUUUUUAGAAAACCAUAAGACAAUCCAUGGAUUCUGGUCUUCCUAUUUCAAGUCCGAUAAUGAUAGAUGGCUUGAAUUUUACAAAUAGAUUAGCAUUGCAUGAUUACAUCAUUUCUUGUGUGAGGUUGGCUUCGGAAAUUUCUAAGUCCUCCCCUGCUUUGACUCUUAAGGAAAUCAAGCACUUAUUCCCCUUCUAUACGGUAGCCAAGAUAAUCCAAGAUAAUAGCAUUUCAUCAUUAACCAAAUCGUACUUUUUGGAGUUAUUCCAGAAUUCAUAUAUGGCCAAACACUUAAACCCUUUGCCAAGAGCUUAAUUCCCUUAGUAUUUAAAAAUGGUUGUCAAAUAGAACAAAGGGAAAGGAUUCUUAUCCAUGUUUAAAAAAGAGGAGUACGACAUCAUUCUCUACACAUUUGCAUAGAAGAAGAUUGCUGAUGUCUUUUAAAAGGUAGCCAAAAAAUAUUUGGUGGAAAGCGAUACAACAGUUGAUUUUUGGUUAUUUUUAUCAGAUUUCAUCACAAACUUCUGGAAAAGCAAAUCCAUAUAUGAAAUAAAAGGCACUGAUCACAUCUAUAUCAAACAAUUGAUUUUAACAUUCACAGAGUUCUUAAAAAAAGGACUAUUCAUUGAGUAUCUUAACAAUGCUCACAAUUUUUAUAAUAUGUAUCACAAAUUCAUUGAAUUCCUCAAGAACUCUGUUGUUUCAGCUACUCUGGAGGAGAAGUACAUCAAACAUCAAUUGUAGGACAACAAAAAGUCAAAAGAACAGAAACCUUUAGAAGUGAAGGAUUAUUUGUUUGAGAGUUCAGUGGCAUAAAGGGCAGUGUCUAGAACGACUUAUGCAAAGAGUAUGAUUUGGCUUGAUGAAUUAAUUGAGAUACUAAUUCUGUUAGAGUAAUUCUAGCAAUCCAGAAUGGCAGACCAAUUUAUUAUCACAGAUGACAACUAAACAAUGUUCGAUGAUCUCCAAUACUUAUAGAAGUUCGCCAAGGAUAAAAAGUAUGCAGACGUCGUUUAAAGAUUGAGAUAAGCCAAACGAGCAAGUUAUCAUACAAGAGGAUAGCAAUCACAAAGUCAACUCAAUCAAAAGGAUAUAUUCACAACUCAAGAAUUGACAACAAUAUUGAGAGAGUGUUCUUAUGCUCGUAAGACUGUGAUCUUAGAAUAUUUAGGAGGUAUAAAAUAAACUGAUAUAUCGUUGGUGUACUUUUUGAUUGAAUUGCUUACAUUGAAUCAAAUAAGACUGUCAGCCAAAGUGACUGAAUUAUUGUGGCUGAUCUACUCAUCAAGAAGUAACUUUCUUUAAACGUUGAAUUAAACUAUUUUAAUUGAGGCAUUUGAUUAAGGAGAGUUGCAAUUAUAAGUAAAUUAGAACAUAUUUACAGACUUUUCAAAUAUUUAUUGGAAACUGCAUUUUGCAAUCAUAGAUUUAAAAGAAUCCUUAGAAAAAGACUCUAACAAACACUAUGAAACUAUUAAUGAUGCCUUAUCAGAUAUGCUAGUGAUAUUCUUCCCUGAUUAUGCUGCAAAAUCUGAUAUGCAAAUGUUCAUGGAGAUUAAUUAGUUGGAAAAUGAGGAGAAGCAUUAUUAGGCACAAGAAGAGAAGAUGGUUAAGAGCAAAAUAAAAUAAGAAGUAGCAGUCUUAGAAUAAUUUGUAUCAAGGGCAGAACUUGAUCUAAUAGAUGUCUCAGCACAGAGUCCAAUGAGGGAUAAAUAGGAAGAACAAUUAUAAUCACUGAAAUCGGCCACAAUCGAUCAAUAAUAAAAGUAUGUUUGGAAAAUCAAUAACUCAUUAUCAAUCGAUGUGUUGACCAUAUAUUAUAGAUAAAAGUUAUUGAGAUACUUGGGAUUUCAUGAUUUGAUGUAUAAAUUGAUUGAAAACCUGAUAUAAGAAACAAGUACCCUAUUUAGAGAGAAGNUCCAUAUAUGAAAUAAAAGGCACUGAUCACAUCUAUAUCAAACAAUUGAUUUUAACAUUCACAGAGUUCUUAAAAAAAGGACUAUUCAUUGAGUAUCUUAACAAUGCUCACAAUUUUUAUAAUAUGUAUCACAAAUUCAUUGAAUUCCUCAAGAACUCUGUUGUUUCAGCUACUCUGGAGGAGAAGUACAUCAAACAUCAAUUGUAGGACAACAAAAAGUCAAAAGAACAGAAACCUUUAGAAGUGAAGGAUUAUUUGUUUGAGAGUUCAGUGGCAUAAAGGGCAGUGUCUAGAACGACUUAUGCAAAGAGUAUGAUUUGGCUUGAUGAAUUAAUUGAGAUACUAAUUCUGUUAGAGUAAUUCUAGCAAUCCAGAAUGGCAGACCAAUUUAUUAUCACAGAUGACAACUAAACAAUGUUCGAUGAUCUCCAAUACUUAUAGAAGUUCGCCAAGGAUAAAAAGUAUGCAGACGUCGUUUAAAGAUUGAGAUAAGCCAAACGAGCAAGUUAUCAUACAAGAGGAUAGCAAUCACAAAGUCAACUCAAUCAAAAGGAUAUAUUCACAACUCAAGAAUUGACAACAAUAUUGAGAGAGUGUUCUUAUGCUCGUAAGACUGUGAUCUUAGAAUAUUUAGGAGGUAUAAAAUAAACUGAUAUAUCGUUGGUGUACUUUUUGAUUGAAUUGCUUACAUUGAAUCAAAUAAGACUGUCAGCCAAAGUGACUGAAUUAUUGUGGCUGAUCUACUCAUCAAGAAGUAACUUUCUUUAAACGUUGAAUUAAACUAUUUUAAUUGAGGCAUUUGAUUAAGGAGAGUUGCAAUUAUAAGUAAAUUAGAACAUAUUUACAGACUUUUCAAAUAUUUAUUGGAAACUGCAUUUUGCAAUCAUAGAUUUAAAAGAAUCCUUAGAAAAAGACUCUAACAAACACUAUGAAACUAUUAAUGAUGCCUUAUCAGAUAUGCUAGUGAUAUUCUUCCCUGAUUAUGCUGCAAAAUCUGAUAUGCAAAUGUUCAUGGAGAUUAAUUAGUUGGAAAAUGAGGAGAAGCAUUAUUAGGCACAAGAAGAGAAGAUGGUUAAGAGCAAAAUAAAAUAAGAAGUAGCAGUCUUAGAAUAAUUUGUAUCAAGGGCAGAACUUGAUCUAAUAGAUGUCUCAGCACAGAGUCCAAUGAGGGAUAAAUAGGAAGAACAAUUAUAAUCACUGAAAUCGGCCACAAUCGAUCAAUAAUAAAAGUAUGUUUGGAAAAUCAAUAACUCAUUAUCAAUCGAUGUGUUGACCAUAUAUUAUAGAUAAAAGUUAUUGAGAUACUUGGGAUUUCAUGAUUUGAUGUAUAAAUUGAUUGAAAACCUGAUAUAAGAAACAAGUACCCUAUUUAGAGAGAAGGAUGUUCUAGUAAGUAAUGCAAAUAAGAAAGGAUGGGAGAUUAAGAGCGACAUCUUAGAAAAGAGCAUUCUAUUCUUGAUUUAUUUUGUUAUUAGAAAUGAAGAAAACCAAGAGAUGAUACUCAAUUUAAGCAAGAAGAAGGAUUCGUUUCUACAUGAAAUGUCUAAUGUAAAGAGAAAGCAAUUGUAGACUUUAAUUUAUAUUUUGUUUGCUGAAUUGUUUAAAGACAAUUACAACAUUUUAUUCUCAUUAGAUAAGUACAACGAUGAAAAUUCAAUAUUGGCAAAAUUGUUCGGUAUUUUUGGUAACAAUUUUGCAAAUAAAAAUUAUGAAGCAGCUAUUUAUUUCCUUUAAUUUUUAUAAAUCCUUUUGAAAGUGAAAGAGAGUGAAGUUGUGUAAAAUUAUUCUGUGAUUAUACAAUUGUUUUAAUCAACCAAACAAUUAGCCACAUUUGCCAAAGAUAUUGCUACUUUGAUCCAUACUAUUUAUCUCUUACGAUUGGAGUAAUUCUUUACUGGCAGUCAUGCACCUCCACCUCAAACACCCAAUAAUUAACAAAGGCAUGCAUAAUUUAAUGGGUUCAUUGAAAUGCCGUUAGAGGUGCUAUUCAUGACUGAACUACUCAGAUUAAUGAGAAUUAUUUGUUCCAAAAGAUCAGUUCUAAUCAAUGAAUUCGUCAAUAAACUCUUCCCAGUUACAAGAGUAGCUGAAAUGUUGAAGCAAUUGGACGAAUGGUACCCUUUGAAAUCAGAGCUAAUCCUCUAUUUUUAGAGUGUGUUUUUGGAUAAUUUACAAUUCUUAACUUUUGAAGAGAAACAAGAAGUUGUUAAAACCAUAACUGAAGUGAUCUUCAAAUAAAUGACAUUGAGUUUUAUUGAGAAUUAGAAUCUUAAGAAAAUGGCAAAUGCAAAAUUAGUAAAUAACAUUGUAUUCAAUAUUUUUGGAAUAAGAAAUUAGUACACUUGUUAAGAAUUCAUUAUGUCGAUAUCUCAUGAGAAAGCAAGUUAUAUCUAUGUGAUAUUUGGAGUCUUGGAAGUGACUGAAAACUUUGUGAAGAAGGUGUUCCCAAAAUAUUUUUCGAGUGAGGAACAGGAGCAUUUUGAAGAUGUUUAGAAUGAAAUUAUUUUUAUGGCCUAAACUAUAAAUGAGACAGUUCAAAAAGUAAAAGAGUACAUUAAUGAUGUUCCUAAUGGAGGCACAGGUGGGAAGAUGAAAAAUUCGAAUUAUAAGAGAAGAAGUGGGCAAAAAACAACUAAAUUGUUUAAUCUAACACAUAAAUUGCUAUCUAGUAACUAGGAUGAGUAGAAUCAAGAAUUAAGUAUUUUGGCUAAAGAAGAUAAUGAAAUCGAUAAAAUCAAUAUAAUUAUGAUAGUUAAAACAAUAGACUCGGUCAAACUCUCAGAGGUUGCCUUUUAAUUGUAAAGGAAUGAUAUGCAAUAAGCAGAAUAAGGAAUUCUUAAUAAAUGGACAAAUUCCAUAAAAUCCUAGAGAACAAAACUAGUAGAUGAACAUCUUGUGGCUUCAGAGAGGGAAAAUGAAAUUUAAUAGUUAGUGAAUUUAAUUAUUACUUUAAAACGAGAUGAUACUACAAAAUUUAAGAGGAUGGUGACUGCCCUUAUUUAAAUGUUAUCUGAAACUUCAGUAUCCCCCUCUAUCAAAUUGAAAUCUAUCAAUAUCGUGAGAAAACUAUCGAAUUAUAAAGAAGACUUUCAAGUGACCAAGUCGAUUCUUAAAGAUUUGGGUGAACUUGGAUUCACAGAUUUUCUAUGCGAUUUAAUCAAACAAGAGGUGGAUUCUGAAUAAAAGCUCGAAUACAUUAAGGCCUUUGUAGAUUACAUUGAUGAUUCAUCGAGAGAAAUCUAGAACUCCUUUUUAUUAUAUCUACAAAGGGAUCUUUAGAACACAUUUAUAAGAAAUUUGUAAAACUUCAUAACAGAUAUGUUCUAAGAUGUCAGAAUGGCAGAGAUAUCGAGAAUAGAGAGGAAUAAUAAGAAUAUUAAUAAGAUAUUGAAUAAUAAGAUAAAUGGUUGCAUUUUGAUAUUUGAAAUGUUUCGUCUAGGUUGUGAAGAUCAUUUUAGUGACAUGUAAAACUUUUUGAGGAUUCAACCUAAUAGUAAAUAGCCAAUAAACUUUAUUAUGUUUACAGCUGAAUUAUUCGAGAAAUACGUUGAAAAAAUGAAUGAACAUAACGCAGCUCUAGGUUAAAAAAUACUUGAUUUUUUAAUCGAAUGUGUUUAAGGUCCUUGUCUUGAGAAUUAAACUGAGCUCUGUUAAUCUACUAAAAUUUUGGAGGUUCUUGAAUAAAUUAUCAUUCAACAAAGAGUGGAUAACGAUAAGUUCUAAAGAAGAGAUAUUGUAUUUUCAAGUUUGAGAAGUAAGGUGUUCUUACUCUAAUUAUCCUUAAUGGAAGGCAAUAGCGAUUAAGAAAUUGCGAAUAAGAUAUCUCAAUAUUUCAACCCUCAGAUACUCUUUGAGAGAAUAUAAUUAGUGUACUGGAAGAUUAUCAAAAAGAUAAGAAAUACAUAAAUGCAAAUAAAUUUAGAAUUGAAAGUAUUGGAUCGCGUGAAGACUGAAGCGGAAGAAUCUGUAAAUCUGCAUGGAAUCAUACAGACCAAGGAUACUAAGGAGACUUUGCCUAAUUAAAAUUUAUUCAUGGAAUUCUUUUCAGAGAAUUUUAAUAGUUCUCGUGGUCCAUCGCAUCACAAAGACUCACAAUAAACUUUAGUAAAUGCUAUACAGGAAGAAGAGAUGGAGGAAAUGGUUGGCGAAACCUUUAUGAUGUAUCUAUUACUCAAGAAACUCAGCAACUACAUUCCUCAAAUCAAAAACCUAACUGAUGGGGAAAACAAUCCUAAAUUGAGAAGAGCUCUGAAUUACUACAAAAAUGAGACUGCCUCCAUUGAAAUCGUGAAUAUGAAUGGCAAAUUAGAGAAAAUAUACUUUUAGGUUCCCACUCUAAUGAAGUAUUUGACAGAGGAAACCAAACGUUAAUUCAUGGAAGAAGUAGAAAGAGAUUCUAUCAAUGAUAAGAUCAACGGGUUGUUAGAUAACAUGGAUAACUUUUAUAUGGAAAUGGUGCAUUUUAUGAGGUUACGAAAAAUCGGAAUUAGAUUUAACAAUAAUUUUAUUGUUUAUCUCAGAAACGUCUGCAUCAUUUUGGCUCUCCUGUUGAACAUCCUAAUCACCAUAAAUGACACUGAAGAAAAACUGGCCAACCUUGCCAAAGCCAUAGCUAUUGUGAAUUGCAUUUUGUAUGGGUUGAUUAUGCUCACCUGGGUAUUCAUCAGAAUGCAAUUGGAGUACGAUCGAAUCUACAAAUAGGUGUCAGAUUUGAUCUAAUUAAAUUACAAUAAGAAAUCGAAUCAAGGAUAGACUUAAUAGGUCAAUCCAAAGACAGUCAUCUAUCCUUUCUAAAUUACGUUAUUGCAAGCAUUCUUAAUAAUAAAACGAAUGCUAUUUAGUAGUUAUACUUUUUAUUGGUUUUUAUUGCUAGUCAUCAAUUUGUUGGGGUUGUUGUAUAAUAAAUUAUUUUAUGGAUUUCUACUGUUGGACAUCAUAGAUCAUUCGCAAGUGUUAAGAAAUGUUAUCAAAAGUAUUUCACUCAAUUACAAACAACUUUUGAUGACAGCCCUAUUGGGAGUCUUGAUCAUGUAUUUCAAUAUUGUAUUUAUUUAGGUACUUGUACUCCUUGGUCGCAUACUAAAGCACUGAUUUCAAAUAAUAAUUAAAAGAUGGCAAUGACAAUAAUGGAAAUGACGAAGGAACGGACCCUUUAGACUAGACAGUCUGUUAUUCUGCAUUUUAGUGUCUUGUGUAUGUAAUUCACUAAGGUUUACGAGCAGGCGGAGGAAUAGGAGAUGCUCUUGAAGCUCCUCCCACUCAUUCGAACUUAAACUAUUAUUCAUAGAGAGUUCUUUAUGAUGUGAGUUUUUUCAUUCUCAUUAAUAUCAUUUGGCUGAAUAUCAUCUUUGGUAUCAUUAUUGAUACCUUUGCUGAAUUGAGAGAUUAGAAGAAUCAAAAAGGUAUUUAUAUUAUUGUACUAUUCAAGAUUUCGAUUCUCAAAACAGAUGUUAUAUUUGUGACUUAACAAGAACUGUAUUUGAAAAAGAAGGUAUAUCUUUCGACAAUCACGUUCAAAAAUAUCAUAACCCUUGGAACUAUUUGGCUUAUUUGUUAUACUUAAAAGUGAAGCAGAAAACUGAGCAUACAGGCACAGAAUCAUAUGUCUCUAGUAAAUUCCUGCAAAACGAUAUAAGUUGGUUGCCCAUUUAAAAGGCACUUGAUUUAGAAUUAAUUGCAGAACAAUAGUAAAAAUAAACAAUUAAUAUCAACAUCGAUGAACACAAUUAAAAAUCGCUCCAUUGA